Molecule: messenger RNA, 1229 nt
Organism: Harmonia axyridis
Lineage: Eukaryota; Metazoa; Arthropoda; Insecta; Coleoptera; Coccinellidae
Gene: mRpS31
Product: 28S ribosomal protein S31, mitochondrial
Exons: 1
Coding region: 64-1209 (381 amino acids)
Cellular component (GO): mitochondrial small ribosomal subunit
Molecular function (GO): structural constituent of ribosome
Source: RefSeq, a predicted model, not a curated record
UUCAGCAGGAUUCGCCUAACCUUAAAGUCAUAAUUCAUUACGAUUUUUAAAUGCAAUCAAAAAAUGAAUAAAUUGGCUAUUCAUUUUUCAGUUCGAACAUCCUUCGUUUCAAAAGGAAAUAGAUAUAUCUCCAUAUCCUCACGGAGAUGUUGUAAGAAUGAGGAUGAAACUAAUAAUUUGGUUGUAACAAAAAAAGAAAAUAAAGAUGGUAAUAAACCUGAAAAUAACGACAAGUCGAAGAUAACAAGGUUGAACAGUCUUUUAAAAGAGAUGAUAUCUGCACCUAAAGUUACAGUUACCCCUACAUUAGAGUUGGCCAAACCAAUACCUAAAUGGGGAAGCUUGAAAGAUAAUAUAGAUCAUAAUACAAAAAUGUCGGAGAAAAAAGGACAAAUGGAAUCACCUAAACCUAAAGAGGAAAACAUUCUAAAAGCAGCUAAAGAGGUUGCUGAAACUCUUGGAGGGGAUACAAAGCAAACUGAGUCUGAAUUAUUGAAGAAAUUACUUGGCAGUAAUGGAGAGGACAAAUCAGAUGCGGUAACAAGUCUAAGUGAUAUAUUUAAAGGCAUGAAAAUCGAUACAAGCAAACCUCAGGUAAAAGUAACAAGUCGUUCCGAACAAGUGAGGAAAAUAUUAGGUAGAAAUGUGGGAAAACAAAAACCUUAUCAGGAAAGAAGAAAAACUAAAUCUUUUGAACCGUUAGGAAAAAGAGUAAUUACAAAAUUAGAUAUUAUUGAUCUAUAUGGUAGUGAACCCUUAGGAAUAUUCACAAGUCAUCCAAAUGAAUAUACUGAACAUGUUAAGAAUUCUACAUGGGAACUACUAACUCAGAGAGAAAUGAAACUUCUUGUAACUCAUCCUCCAAGUAAUUAUUUUCAACAAAUGAUACUAUGGACUGAGCAAGGAAAAUUAUGGAAAUUUCCUAUUGACAAUGAAGCAGAUCUUGAGGAUGAGAGCAAUGUUUCAUUUGCUGAACAUAUCUUCUUAGAUAGGCAUUUGGACCCUUGGUGCCCACCAAAAGGACCUAUUCGACAUUUCAUGGAGUUAGUAUGUGUUGGAUUAUCUAAAAACCCUUAUUUAACUGUCAAUGCCAAAAUAGAGCAUAUUGAGUGGUAUAAAAAAUAUUUUGAAGACAAAAGACAACUUUUGAAAGAUGUUGGUGCUGCUUUAAAUGAAUAUGAACCAAAUAAAGAAAUUAAUGCAGAAUAAAAGUAUUGAAGUUGAUUAGA